AUGGAGUAUGGAUCCAAUAGACUCUAUGUCUGGACAGCGUCCCUCUCCAUCUCCCUCACCUCCAACCCUUCCUCCUCCUUCGCCUUCUCCCUCUCCACCUCCUCCUUCUCUCCGUCCAACUGCUCCAGCUCUCCAUCGCCCUCCUCCCCUCCCUAUAACUUCUACGCCGUGCUGCUGGUGCUGCUUAUCUUCUGUGUGGUGUUUGGCAACGUGCUAGUUUGCGUGGCGGUGUCGCGUGAGCGCGCCCUCCAGACCACCACCAACUACCUCAUCGUCUCCCUGGCCGUGUCCGAUCUGCUGCUGGCCACCCUGGUCAUGCCCUGGGGCGUCUACCUGGAGGUGGUAGGGGAGUGGCGCUUCAGUCUCAUCCACUGUGACAUUCUCCUGACCCUGGACGUCAUGAUGUGUACUGCCAGCAUCCUCAACCUCUGUGCCAUCAGCAUCGACAGGUACACGGCGGUGGCAAUGCCCAUGCUGUAUAACACCAGAUACAGCUCCAGGAGGAGGGUGGCUCUGAUGAUUGCUGUCGUGUGGUUCCUCUCCUUCGCCAUCUCCUGCCCUCUGCUGUUUGGACUCAACAACACAGCCAGUCGGGAGGAGACCAAGUGUGACUUCGCUGAUCCGUCCUUCGUGGUCUACUCAUCCGUGGCCUCCUUCUACGUUCCUUUCAUCGUGACCCUGCUGGUGUACGUCCAGAUCUGUGUGGUGCUGCGGAGGCGGGGCAGACGCACCGUGCCCCGCAGACACGGCCUGCACCCACAGGGAGGAGGCAAGACGGGGGAGGGCCACAGGCACAGGAAGAAUAAGUGUACCCACCCCGAGGAUGUGAAGCUGUGCACUCUGAUCAUGAGGCCCCCCACCAAUGCCCCUCAAUGCAAGAAAGUGACGUUAGUGAAGGAGGCGGUAGUGCACCCCCUGGAGGAGGAGCCUGUGGGGCGUGGUUUCCUGUCCCAGUUAGACCAGAGCCUCCCCGCGCCUCACCCACCUCCCCCUUCCGGACGAGCCACCAAGAUCUCCCUUUCUAUCUCGGUGGCGCCUGCACCCAUCCGGGCCCUGUCCCCGUCGGUGGCACCACGCUCUGCCCUCGUACCCCGCUGUGCCACCUUCGAGGAUGGCAUGAGUGGCCGCGAGCGAUGGAGGGAGCGCAAUGCAGACAGGGAGAAGGGAGCGAUGGUGAAGGAGAUGGUGAAAGGGACUCUGUCGCAGCAGAAGGAGAGGAAGGCGACGCAGAUGCUGGCCAUCGUGCUAGGUGUGUUCAUUAUCUGCUGGCUGCCCUUCUUCCUAACCCACGUGCUGAAGGCCCACUGUGGCAGCUGCUGUAUCUCGCCCUCCCUGUACAGUGCUGUCACCUGGCUGGGCUACCUCAACAGUGCCGUCAACCCCGUCAUCUACACCACCUUCAACAUCGAGUUCCGCAAGGCCUUCAUCAAGAUCCUAAACUGCUGAGUACAGGGAAGGGGAGGGGGGAGGAAUGACAAGUUUGAAAAGUGUUUUAGUUGAGAGAGGCAAAAAAUGGUAAGAGACUAGAAAUAAAAGUAAAGAAGGGAAAGAGAGGGGUGAAAACAAAGACAAGAAGGGGAGAGAGGGGAAGAGGGACACAGAGAGAGAGGCGACAGAGAAGAUAAUAAAGAGAAUCUAAGAGGUCAAACAGAAGAGCAAGUGGAAAAAGACAGAAAUACCAAAUCAAAAACAGCCUUGAGAAUUCUAAAGAGAUUAUGUAGACUUCUGUGAAUAUAAAACAUAGCAGGGAGAGAGAAAGAUUCUAAAGGUUCUAUGGGAAGAGAUGAGUCUCAUGGGGUAGGGCACAAACAGUGGCAAAAGACAGGCUACAGUGGCAGAAGACAGGCUACAGUGGCAGAAGACAGGCUACAGUGGCAGAAGACAGGCUACAGUGGCAGAAGACAGGCUACAGUGGCAAAAGACAGGCUACAGUGGCAGAAGACUGUCCCACUCCGUGUGAGGAUGACAAAGUAAGUGGUGGGCCUCCUGUAGCUCAGUUGGUAGAGCAUGGCGCUUGCAACGCCAGUGUUGUGGGUUCGUUUCCCACGGGGGGC
This is a messenger RNA of Coregonus clupeaformis (lake whitefish), 2054 nucleotides long. Its product is annotated as D(2) dopamine receptor A-like. The record is from RefSeq and is a predicted model, not a curated record. Gene Ontology annotation, biological process: adenylate cyclase-activating adrenergic receptor signaling pathway. NCBI's taxonomy places the organism in Eukaryota, Metazoa, Chordata, Actinopteri, Salmoniformes, Salmonidae. Gene Ontology annotation, cellular component: presynaptic membrane; glutamatergic synapse. Bases 1 to 1446 code for a protein of 481 amino acids. Gene Ontology annotation, molecular function: dopamine neurotransmitter receptor activity, coupled via Gi/Go; G protein-coupled receptor activity. The transcript is spliced from 8 exons.